AGAUAUAUAAAGAGAGCUCUCCGUGACAGUCUGUCGUUUGCCUACUCUCUCUCUCUAGCUCACACUCAUCGCUCAUCUCCAUCGACACUUGCACACACUCAUCGCUCAGAAGCUGCGGCGCAUUCGCCAUGGCGUCCGUCGUCGACUCCGCCUGGACUUAUCUCAUAACCAAUUUUAGUGACUUUCAACUGGCAUGUCUUGGAAGUUUCUUUCUUCAUGAGAGUGUAUUCUUUUUGUCUGGACUUCCAUUCAUAUUCUUGGAAAGGGCAGGAUGGCUGAACCAGUACAAAAUUCAGACUAAAAACAACACAGUUGAUGCUCAAGAGAAAUGUAUCACCAAGCUAUUGCUCUAUCAUUUUUGUGUCAACCUACCUGUUAUGAUCUUGUCAUAUCCCGUCUUCAGAUUUAUGGGCAUGCGAAGUACCCUUCCGUUGCCAUCCUGGAAAGUGGUCUCAACUCAGAUUUUAUUCUACUUCAUCCUGGAGGAUUUCGUAUUCUACUGGGGACACCGGAUUCUACAUACAAAAUGGCUUUACAAGCAUGUCCACAGUGUCCAUCAUGAAUACGCAACACCAUUUGGAUUGACUUCUGAAUAUGCUCACCCUGCUGAGAUUUUGUUUCUUGGAUUUGCUACAAUACUUGGUCCUGCAAUCACGGGUCCCCACUUAAUAACACUCUGGCUAUGGAUGGUUCUUAGAGUGCUUGAAACCGUGGAGGCACACUGUGGGUACCAUUUCCCAUGGAGCCUCUCAAACUACUUACCUUUAUAUGGCGGUGCUGAUUUCCAUGACUAUCAUCACCGACUGCUGUACACAAAGAGUGGCAACUACUCAUCAACUUUUGUCUACAUGGACUGGAUAUUCGGUACCGACACGGGUUAUAGAAAGCUGAAGGCACUGAAAAGUGAAGGAGAAGAGAUGGCUACAAAAGACAUGUAAUACCGACGACUGAUCUUCGUUGCUGCACCGUAACAUGAUAGAUGGAUGACAGUCUUGGAGCAUCAUCUUCAAUUGUGGGAUAUGGUUCCAGAGCAUCUUGGUUGAAGAUUGAAUUUAGUUUUUUCUCGUUUUUUAUCAACAAUUUAUGCUGUGUGGAAUUAGGUUGUGGUUCGUUAUGGAUUUUUUGUGUCCUGCAUAUAACCCACAUGAAUGCAAUUCCACCUUAUUCUGAAUCA
This is a messenger RNA of Salvia hispanica, 1174 nucleotides long. Its product is annotated as methylsterol monooxygenase 2-2. Gene Ontology annotation, molecular function: oxidoreductase activity; iron ion binding. Gene Ontology annotation, biological process: lipid biosynthetic process. NCBI's taxonomy places the organism in Eukaryota, Viridiplantae, Streptophyta, Magnoliopsida, Lamiales, Lamiaceae. The record is from RefSeq and is a predicted model, not a curated record.